Molecule: messenger RNA, 693 nt
Organism: Cooperia oncophora
Lineage: Eukaryota; Metazoa; Nematoda; Chromadorea; Rhabditida; Trichostrongylidae
Source: the annotation of a GenBank genome assembly
AUGGAGAAAAUUUUUGAAAUUCUCGGAGUUGAUGCUACGUAUUGGGAGGCGACUGAUGGGCAGGAUCUACCCAAGGACUACCCGUAUCGAGUCCUACCUGGAUAUAUGGACCCAUUUCAUAAGAGACCAAUCAAAGCUGGCGAAAUCGGAUGCUUUCUAAGCCAUUAUAGAAUCUGGCAGGACGUUGUGAAGCUUGGUCUUUCGCGAGUAGCCGUUUUUGAGGACGAUCUUCGUUUCACCAACGGCGGCUUGGAAAGGAUCAGAGAGGUGCUGGAGGAUCUUGACAAAUCGAAAACGGAAUGGGAUCUUAUUUAUCUGGGCCGGAAGAAACAAGCUGACCAGGAAGAAGUUUGGGUACGAAAUCACCGACAUCUUAGCACCGUAGGCUAUUCAUAUUGGACGCUCGGCUACAUUCUAUCGGCAGAAGGAGCGCGUCGCCUUCUCGAUGCAAAACCGCUGGACAAACUCCUCCCGGUCGACGAGUACUUUCCUAUCAUGUUCAAUAAGCAUCCAAACAAAGAAUGGACAUCACAUUUUCCCGUGCGAGAUCUCCGCGCAUUCACUUUGUAUCCACUCAGCGUAUUUCCUCAGCGAUACACCCAUGAGGAAGGUUAUGUGAGUGACACUGAGGAUUCCGUGGUCGUGGAGGAGGAGCAUGGCUCCGUAAUGCGAGAGAAAAAGGACGAAUUGUAG